Messenger RNA from Gasterosteus aculeatus aculeatus (three-spined stickleback), 5369 nucleotides. The record is from RefSeq and is a predicted model, not a curated record. Lineage: Eukaryota; Metazoa; Chordata; Actinopteri; Perciformes; Gasterosteidae.
GCAGCUCUCCGUGGGCUCAAAAGUUGCGGAGAUCUCCGGUUACCGGAGCACCGCGGGGGCGCGGGAGCAUCCGCCUCACACCGCGGAGCCGCUGGAUUUAUUCUGCCGCGAAUCUACCGGAUCACUCGCGGUGCUUUGACGGGAUCUGCUUCCGACCCGGUCCCCGGUACCGAAACUGACCUCCGGCGUUUAAAAAAAAAAGAGGGGGAAAAGGUUUUAAACGGAUUUCCAUAACAAACUCCAUAACGGAUUCUCUCAUAACGGAUCAACGCCGGUGCACCGGAUCCCCGGACCGGGAGAGGUGCGCAGGUGGAUCGCAGGUGCGGACUUCACCGGGAACCAGCGGAUGGGAAUGAAGGAGGAAUAACGGACCCACCCGACCGGCCGCCGGUAGAACCGGUCCCACCGGGAGCGAGAGAAGAGGAAGUUACCGGAGGACCGUUAACGACCGGAUCACUGAUGACAUCGAGCGACACGGAUUCAUUGAGUCGUUAAUUAUUAUUCUUUAACGCAUAAAAAGCGCGUUGAGCCAUUUGAAGAAGCGGAGUGAAUUAUCUCCUCCGCGGUGAAGCCCCCCGGAGCUGUCCGGUGCUGAUCCGCUUGACCCCCCGGAGAGAGAGAGAGGAACAUCUUGAUUAAUGGAGAUUAAUCUCCUUGAGUUUAAACUCUUCAAAAUUCACCGGAAAAAUCCACUUUUAAGAAUAAAAAUCUUCAUUAUUUGAUCAUAAAUGUCGAUGUUUUAGCAGCAAAAAUCCUUUUUUAGAGAAACUAAAGUUUCUGAGUCCACUGCCUCAAAAUGUUACUGUGAAUGAGAAUGUAGGAGCAAGUGGUGCUGAGGCGGGAUAACAGGGUCAGGGUCAAGAGACGGGACCUGCUGCUUUUAGGACGAGUCUCCGUGUGCAGCCUCAUCCUCAUCAGCCAACCUCCACCUCCUCCACCUCCUCCACCUCUUCCACCUCCAGCACCACCACUGAAAUCCACACGUGCAGCAUUGAUUUCAGUUUUUUAAAAUUUGCUUUCCGCCUCUCAGCGCAGAAACCAAAGCUCGUCUUCCUCGUCUGAAAUGUAACUCGUGCCGCCUGCGGAUUUCCCGCCUCAGUGGUGGUUCAGCAGGGGUCAAAGGUCACCGAGGAGUGGACCCUCGGGUCGACGACCGGUGGAACCGCCCCGAAACCAAACCGGGAUCGGACCCGCGCAUGUUUCCCCGACCUCGGACCCGUGUCUGACCCGCUUUUUUCGGCCAAAUGGGGCACAACGACAGCAGCCCGGGCGCCAUGCGCAACGGCCGCAGGCUCUCGGAGCAGUGGGGGGAGUCCGCGGUGGUCCGGCCUCGAACCACCGAGCGCCACAUCACGGUGCACAAGCGCCUGGCGCUGGGCUUCGCCCUCGCCAUCCUCACCCUCAUCGUGGUCACGGCGGUGGCCGUGGCGCUCAGCGUCCGCUCUGAGGACUGCGGCGGCGGGCGCGACGGGGCGGCGGCGGCGGCGGGGGACCCGGGCUCGCGGGGGUCGUCGCGGUUGAACGGGAGCAGGGGGGAGAGGGCGGGGGAGGAGGAGCCGUGGAGGAGCUCCCGGCUGCCGGGCUCCCUGAGGCCGCGGCACUACGACCUGCGGCUCGCCGUCCACAUGGACAACUUCACCUUCGCCGGGUGGGUCAGCGUGGAGCUGGAGUGCGUCAACGCCACGCGCUUCGUCGUGCUGCACGCCGACCGCCUGGAGGUGGACCGGGUGUCCGUCACAGCGGAGGGCGGCGGCGGCGGCGGUCGCCUCGCCAACCGGCCCGGGGGCGGGGCCAUACGCGUCAACCGCCACUUCCACCACCCGGCCAACCAGAUGUACGUGGUGGUCCUGCACCGCGAGCUGAAGCCCACCAGGGUCUACCGGCUCAACGUCAGCUUCGCCGCCGCCAUCGAGGACGAGCUGCUGGGCUUCUUCCGCAGCGCCUACAGCCAGCAGAGGGAGAGACGUUACCUGGCGGUGACCCAGUUCAGUCCCACCCACGCCCGCAAGGCCUUCCCCUGCUUCGACGAGCCCGUCUACAAGGCCACGUUCUCGCUCGCCCUCCGCCACGACGCCCAGUACACCUCGCUGGCCAACAUGCCCGUGGAGAGCUCCUCGCCGCCGGACGAGGACGGCUGGCUGACCAACCGCUUCGCCCGCACGCCGCGCAUGUCCACCUACUACCUGGCCUGGGCCGUGUGCAACUUCACCUACAGGGAGACGCAGAGCGACGACGGCGUGACGAUCCGUCUCUACGCCCGGCCGGACGCCAUCGCCAGCGGAGCGGGCGACUACGCCCUCCACAUCACCAAGAGGCUGCUGGGCUUCUACCAGGACUACUUCAAGGUCCAGUACUCACUGCCCAAGCUAGACCUGUUGGCGGUGCCCAAACAUCCCUACGCCGCCAUGGAGAACUGGGGGCUGAGCGUCUUCGUGGAGCAGAAGAUCCUACUGGACGCCGAGGUGGCGUCGUCGUCCUAUCAGAUGGAGGUGACCAUGGUGGUCGUCCACGAGAUCUGCCACCAGUGGUUCGGUGAUCUGGUGACUCCGGUCUGGUGGGAGGACGUCUGGUUGAAAGAAGGCUUCGCUCAUUUCUUCGAGUACGUCGGCACCGACUUCCUCUUCCCCAAGUGGAACAUGGAGAAGCAGCGCUUCCUGACGGAUGUCCUUCAUGAGGUGAUGCAAUUGGACGGGCUUAAUUCCUCCCACCCGAUUUCCCAGGAGGUGGAAGAGGCGGCGGACAUCGACCGAGUCUUUGACUGGAUUGCCUACAAAAAAGAUUAUCUGCUGAGUCACAUGUACAGCAACGCGGCCCGAGACGACCUGUGGAGCAAAUUGUCUCAGGCCAUGCGUUCGGAGGGGCGGGACAUCGACAUCGGGAAGAUGAUGGACAGGUGGACCCUGCAAAUGGGCUACCCCGUGGUCACCAUCAGCAAGAACCAAUCAGAGCAGCUCCCCACUCAUUACAUCACCGUGAGCCAGGAGCACUUCCUGUACGGGCCGGAGCUCCGGAGGAACCACAGUUUACAGUGGCAGAUUCCUCUCACGGUUGCCGUGGGAAACGCCUCCAGCGUGAGAGCAGAGAGCCUCAUCUGGAUCAACAACCACACAGAGACCCACAGGGUCGGACAGAUGGACGACGCCACCUGGUUGCUGGGCAACAUCAACCAGACGGGAUACUUCCGCGUGAACUACGACCUCCAGAACUGGAAGCUGCUGAUUCAACAGCUCCACAACAACCCUCAAAUCAUCACCGUUGGAAACAGGGCGGGGCUUAUUGACGAUGCCUUCAACCUGGCCAGGGCCGGGUACCUCCCACAGGGCGUUCCCUUGCAGCUGAUUGGCUACCUGCCAGAGGAGCCGUCCUUCCUGCCGUGGCACUCCGCCAGCCGAGCGCUCUACCAGCUGGACAAGCUGCUGGACCGCACCGACGAGUACAGCCUGUUCAGUGACUACGUGCUGAAGCAGGUCGCGUCACGCUACCAUCAGAUGGGUUGGCCAACCAACAUGCCGGGCGGCGAGGGCAACGUGCUGCAGGCGUCCUACCAGACCGAGGAGCUGCAGAGGGAGCUAAUCAUGCUAGCGUGUAGCUUCGGCAACAAACAGUGCCACCGACAGGCCGUGGCCUACAUCUCUGACUGGAUCUCCAGCAACAAGAACAGGAUUCCUCCCAACAUCAGAGACAUCGUGUACUGCACCGGGGUCAGCCUGAUGGACGAGGACGUGUGGGAGUUCAUCUGGAUGAAGUUCCACUCCACGGACGCCGUGUCGGAGAAGAAGAUCCUGCUGGAGGCUCUGACCUGCUCUGACAACAGCUUCCUGCUCAGCAGGUUACUCAACCUGUCCCUGACCUCUGACCUGGUCCCGGAGCAGGACGUCAUCGACGUCAUCAUCCACGUGGGCCGGAACCCGCAGGGCCGGAACCUCGCCUGGAAGUACUUCAGGGAAAAGUGGGAGGUCCUCAACGCGCGCUACGGCGAGGCGCUGUUCAUGAGCUCCAAGCUCAUCGGCGGAGUCACAGAGUUCCUCAACACGGACCGAGAGCUCAAUGAGUUGAAGGAGUUCAUCCAGUCCAGCGGCGUGGGGGCGGGGCCUGCGUUGCCGCGGGCGCUGGAGAUCGUCGAGGGCAACGUGCGCUGGCACCGCCUCCACCGGCGGCAGUUCUACCAGUGGCUCCGCAAACCUCUGAGCCCCAAACUCGGCUAGCUGGCUGCUAGCUGGCUGCUAGCCGGCUGCUAGCCGGCUGCUAGCCUUCAGAAGCAGCCUGUGAGCGAGGAGACGAGAGGACUGGUUUCUCUACUGUGGUUUCUUUUAAAGACAACAAAUGUUCCUUUAAUAUUUAUUUCUUCGGCCAGCUAGCGGUUCGUUAACUGUUAGCUAGCGACUCGCCUCAGAAUUCCCCAGCCGGCUAAAUGGCCCCCCGAGACAUUCAGCUGGUGUCCUCUCCAACGGGGGACGCACCGCAGCUCGAGUCCGACCUUCCUGUGUCGGCGGCGUGAAGCCAGCCGGCGUUUAACGGCCGAUCGACCAGCGGCCUGCACGUCGGCCGUUGAACACGGACGUAAUUACCACCAGCAGGACUCGCUGUCCUCCCAUCACGGCCCUCAGAGGACUCAUUAACCGGCUCGGCCCUGAAUCUAAAGAGCGCCGCAGCUUCCUCUCAGGAUCUAAAAGCCCCGCUUCCUUUUUCAAACACGAGAAGCUUUUAAAAAGCUGAGACGGUUCCAACGCACAGAGAGAGAACGCUGCAUGUGGAGACAAACUACUGAGACCAGAGAUGUCUCUUGCAUGACGGGACGCAGCCGAGGAGUCAAGGUUUAGCAAUGCGGACAGAUCGACCACAAGGGAACAUAAAUUCACUCCACCACACCUGAGCGAUCAAUUACACACGUUUUUCAUGUCCACUCCCUCGUGUUUCCAUCCAUACAUUUUUAGUUUUACUUCUGAAUGGAAAUAUCUAAAUAUAAUGUAUAAGAAGGUUGCAGUCAGAGGAAAGUAGCUGCAUCACAUGGAGGCAAAUCAGAGAUCAGAAAGUUGACAAAUUUAAAUUGCAUUCGUUUCAUAAAACACAAAAACCAGAAAGCUGUCGGACGAGGCUCAUGGUCUCCGAAAUGACACCACAGCUUUGAAGCAUUCCCUUUACUUUGUCCCCCUGAAGGACGGAGGGUCUCUCUGUGCAGGUGACGUCCUCCACUGGAGACGUUCAGCAGAGGAACUGACUGCAGCAUCGUGUCACAGUUAUUACGUGUGGCCCUUCUGAGUUUAAGACGGACGGAUUCUUUGGGACGAGAUCUGCGAUCAGGACUUUAGGGAUUCCUGCUCGACUUGUUUCAGUUCCAACAGAAACUUUUACCACAACGCGGGGUGGGG